AUGAAGCGAGGAGGGUGCUGCAACGCCUGUCGAAGGCGGCAUAGGAAAUGCGUUGUUCAGCCGGGAGCGUCUCAGUGUGGCGCUUGUGCUGAGUCUGGGCGGGAGUGUCGCUUUGAGAAUGACAUUCAGUUCAAGCACAGUUACACUCGAGAAGAUCGGGAGGUGGCUGAGACGUCGAGGACAUGGACCAGAGUGCCAUCUACUAGUAGGAACCAAGAUAACCAAUCCAGCUCAGGACAAGGGGGGUUAGAACAAGGCCAGGGUUCGGGUAACCCAAGACAUAUCACCUCUCCCCAAAGCUACGCCGAGAACUCCGAUUUUGGAGCUCCAUUGACGAGCCAUGGUGAAGGUAUUGCCUCACCAUACGAAGAUCUAUCACCCGGUAGCGCCCGUCUCUUGCCCCUACAACAACCCCUGAACCACCCCGUUUCCUCGAUUCCUUACAUCCUAGGCGACUCGCCUCCAACUCAGCUACCUCCCCCGGAAACACCUUCUUCAGCUCAUAGUUCGGGAGUCCAGAGUAUCAACCCAGAAGAUACGUAUGGAUUCACUGAGAGGCAAGCAUUCUUGUUCAUCACUUACAUACACAAGCUUGCUCCUUCGUCAGAUGCCUGUGACGAUGCUAGGCACUUUACCCUCGAAGUACCACGUCUGGCCUUUCAAGAACCGAUGAUCAUGAAUGGCCUACUUGCCCUUGCAAGCCGCUACGACGCUCGAUGUUCGAACUCGGAAUCAGAUCUUGAAGGAACAUACUAUCACAACCGAUGCAUCGAGCUACUCAUUGAAGCCUUUGCGCAACCGCCGGAAACAUGGGACUCAAAACUUCUGACUGCUGUCGUCAUCGCGCGGCUGUACGAAGAGUACGACAACGAGACUGACUCGGAUUACCACCACCUCAGCGGAACUCGAAACCUCCUAAAUCACGAGGCUGUCGCACGCUUCGUUACUCAAGGUGGUCUAGCCGAGGCUGCAAGCUGGGUGCACUUAAGGCAGACCAUCUAUGUGUACCUUGUCCGCAGAGAACCUGUCGAGAUUUGUCUGGAGAACUUUGAACGAUCCACGGUAUUCCGGAGAACUGACGAUUCUGCGUACGCUAACCGUGCAGUUUACAUCUUUGCCAAGAUGAUGAAGCUAUUGUUCCCGCUGAAUGAUUCUGAGAAACAAGCGGUUAGCGCCUCGCCUGGGCCGUGGGAACUUGUUGAGAUGGAAGUUAACCAGUGGUACGAAAUGAAGCCUGUCUCAUUCAAGCCCAUCUACUACAAGCCGGCGGACUUGAAGGAGGAUAGACCAUUUCCCGUCGUUUGCAUCGCCGCUUCUGUUCCCGUUGUUGCCAUGCAAUACUACUAUGCUGCGAAAGCCAUUCUAUGCUUGCAUAAAUGCAACACGGUCAACCCCAACAUCGGGUACCAUGCUGCCAGACUUAGGCACGACUGGGAGGUGGGUUUCCAACGAAUCGCGGCUUACUUGUGCACUCUCAUGGGGCUGGCCUUAUCCAACGAGCAUGUCCUCAACGCCUUCUACCUGCCUGCACACAUGCUCUCCCUCUGUGGCUAUUGCAUUCGACAGCCUUGCGAGAGAGCACACACAGUCCAAUAUCUACAAAAGGUCGAUGAUGUCAUAAAGUGGAAAACAAGGAGGUUGAUCCAGACGCUGGAGAAAGAGUGGGAAGAAAUGGAUAAUUUCGAGAAGAGAUGA
Molecule: messenger RNA, 1695 nt
Organism: Fusarium vanettenii 77-13-4
Lineage: Eukaryota; Fungi; Ascomycota; Sordariomycetes; Hypocreales; Nectriaceae
Exons: 6
Coding region: 1-1695 (564 amino acids)
Biological process (GO): positive regulation of transcription by RNA polymerase II
Cellular component (GO): nucleus
Molecular function (GO): DNA-binding transcription factor activity, RNA polymerase II-specific; transcription cis-regulatory region binding; zinc ion binding
Source: RefSeq, a predicted model, not a curated record